AUGUCUAUCUCACCUGAAUCGUUAACCUUGCCUGUCACAGAGGCAAGUGACGAAAAAAAAUCAAUUCAAAAUUACACUAUGAGUUCUGAAGUUAAAAUUCUUGGAAUCCCUUAUCAUGUCAAAAAUCAUUUUGUUGCAAUGACAGGGGAAUUUUGUGGAACUUUUUCAUUUUUGCUUUUUGGCUUCUUUAUUGCACAAAUUGCUAAUCAAGACACCUCAAUUCCUGCUUCAAGCUUGCAACCCAAUCUCACUAAACUUUUGUUUAUAUCUUUUGGUUUUGGUUUUAGUUUAAUGGUCAACGUUUUUAUAUUUUACCGAGUUUCAGGUGGAUUGUUUAAUCCAGCCGUCACACUUGCAUUGACUUUGGUUCGAGCAAUUGAUCCAAUCCGUUGUGUUCUUUGCUGGAUUGCACAAAUCACUGCUGGUAUGGCUGCUGCUGGUGCUGUAUCAGCCAUGACACCCGGUCCAAUUAUGUUUAAUGUUGGCCUGGGUGGAGGUGCUUCCAAAUCUCAAGGUUUGUUUAUAGAAAUGUUUGGCACAGCAUUACUUAUUGGAUCCGUUUUGUUUUUGGCUGUAGAAAAGCAUAAGGGAACUUUCAUUGCUCCAAUGGUGAUUGGAUUUUCAUUGUUUGUGGGACAUAUGUAUGGUAUUUAUUAUACUGGUGCUGGUUUCAAUCCCGCAAGAGCGUUUGGAUCUUGUGUUGCUUCAAGGUCUUUUACUCAUUAUCAUUGGAUCUAUUGGAUCGGUCCGCUUCUUGGGAUGUUAGUGUCUGUGACGUUGCAUUACUUACUCAAGUUUCUCAACUAUGAAACAACAAAUCCUGGUCAAGAUUCUGACUGCUAG
Messenger RNA from Magnusiomyces paraingens, 843 nucleotides. RefSeq lists its product as uncharacterized. The record is from RefSeq and is a predicted model, not a curated record. Gene Ontology annotation, biological process: transmembrane transport. NCBI's taxonomy places the organism in Eukaryota, Fungi, Ascomycota, Dipodascomycetes, Dipodascales, Dipodascaceae. The transcript has a single exon. Gene Ontology annotation, cellular component: plasma membrane. The coding region runs from base 1 to 843 and encodes 280 amino acids. Gene Ontology annotation, molecular function: water channel activity.